GGGCCGCCAGUGCUGAGGACGGGCGCUGCCGGAGCCGGGCGAGAGCGGGACGGCGCGGAGCCGGAUUCCCAAUCAAGUGACUGUCCAUUCUCUGUUGGAUGCAUGAAUCUGUACCAGUGAUGACUGAGAGAGGCAUUUCUCCUCGAUGACUGGGAGAGGGCUGGUCUGAUGAUUAUUUCCUUGAAGAAGUUCAGUGUCUCUCUUUGCAGCCCUCCUUGCACACUGCAAAGCCGUUCGUGACCCACAUUCAGGAUGUCUUUCAAGAAGGGUUGGGCUGGCAUAAUGUAAGUAACAUUCUGGUACUCAUGGGUGGAAGUGAGUGAAAGGCCUGAGGGAAAUCUAUCUUAGGAUGUUUUCUUCAGGUUUGUGAAGACUUCAUGUUACACUAAGUGAAUCCAAGGAAAAGUAUGGAAAGCCUGGAGAUUGCAUACUGUGCUAUAAUGUGUGCCAACACAUUGAGUUCUGGUACCUAACAUCUGACUUCAGCAUUCAAAGACUAAAUGUUGAGAGAAAACCUGAAUGGUCUGGAGAAAUAAAUGAAACCAAAGAUCUGUACUUUUCAAAAAGAAGUCUUGAUUCACAGUUCUGGCAGAAAUUGUGUUUACAGAAGGAAUCCAGAUGGUAUUGUUUUAUAUCUUAGGUACUCUACUAAUAAAGUGUCCCUUGUAAAUACCAAAAACAUGACAAUCAGCUAUUAGAGAGAAAGGGGAAAUACUGUUGAGGGCAGCUUUAGCCCAAGCAAAGGGGCAUUAACUACAUGCCCAGAUGUUUCUUUUCUGUCUCUCACCCUUCAGUAUUGAUUUAUGCAGCUUUGCAGAUGUGUUAGUUCAGAAAAAAAGACAAAGAAUGAUUCAGUCAUCUUCAAGAUGAAAAUGAAACCCACCUAAGUUCUCGUCACUUAGUAGUACUGCUUGCAUUGUUGUACACCAGAUUGAUAUCUGGAUGAUUAUGUUAACAUUUUGCUUUAACAAUGAUGUCAUUGAUGUGAUGUGAUGGAAGAUCCUGUUUUGGAGAGUACCUCAUCUACUGUGUCAGCUGAAGUUUUCAACAAGUUAAUAUUUCUUCCAUGUUGGACUGAAGUAUGAAAAGUUCUAUUUCAUCAAAAAAAGUGAGCAUCUUUCUUCAUUGUCCUAGAAAGAUUACACUGGAAGGUGAAACCAGAGCAGAGGAUGACUCAGUAUAACCAUUCAGCAGAGUUCUCUCUCCAGAGCUCAGCAAAUAAGUCAUUAAAUUUCACUGAAACACCACUGGCUUGGGAUGAAAGGACACUCUUAGGGCUGAAGAUUUCACUGUCAAUCCUUCUGUCUGUUAUAACUUUGGCAACAAUCCUUGCAAAUGUUUUUGUUAUUAUUACAAUUUUUCUGACUAGAAAGCUCCACACACCUGCAAAUUACCUCAUUGGCUCCUUGGCAGUGACUGAUCUUUUAGUGUCUGUCCUUGUAAUGCCCAUCAGUAUUGCUUACACUGUCACCCAUACAUGGGCCUUUGGCCAAGUGCUGUGUGAUAUCUGGUUGUCAUCAGACAUCACAUGCUGCACAGCCUCCAUCCUGCACCUCUGUGUUAUUGCCCUGGACAGAUACUGGGCUAUCACAGAUGCUUUGGAAUACACCAAACGCCGGACUGCUGGCCGAGCAGCCCUCAUGAUUGCAGUGGUCUGGAUGAUAUCUAUUAGUAUUUCUGUGCCACCAUUUUUCUGGAGGCAAGUGAAAGCUCAUGAAGAAAUUGCAAAGUGUACUGUGAACACAGAUCAAAUUACCUACACAAUCUAUUCCACUUGUGGAGCUUUCUACAUCCCAACUGUGCUCCUCCUGAUAUUAUAUGGUAGAAUUUAUGUAGCAGCUCGAUCCAGAAUUCUGAAGCCACCCUCAUUAUGUGGGAAACGUUUUACUACUGCACAGCUGAUCACCGGCUCUGCGGGGUCUUCUCUCUGCUCCAUUAAUGCUAGCCUCCAUGAAGGGCAUUCCCUUUCAGGUGGAUCCCCAAUAUUUAUCAAUCAUGUUAAAAUAAAAGUUGCAGAUAGUGUCUUGGAAAGGAAAAGAAUUUCUGCUGCAAGAGAAAGGAAAGCCACCAAAACUUUAGGCAUUAUUUUGGGAGCUUUCAUUUUCUGCUGGCUGCCUUUUUUUGUCAUGUCCCUAGUCCUACCCAUUUGCCAAGAUGCCUGUUGGUUUCAUCCCAUCCUACUGGACUUUUUUACCUGGCUGGGUUACCUAAAUUCAUUGAUCAAUCCAGUCAUUUAUACAGCUUUUAAUGAAGAAUUUAAACAGGGUUUCCAAAAACUAAUACUUUUCAAAAAGCGUUCAUCUUGAGACUCCCCUCUUGUGUUACUGACCCUUGUGCAAUCUCAUAGCCUACCUGAAACUUUCCAUGCUUUUAUUCCUAAGGAACAGAGUGGUAAUUGCCAGCUCUGCUGCAACCUUGUUCUGUGCAUGUAACUGGGGACUUCUCGCCAAUUUGAUACCUUCUGUCUGGAAUUCUGCAUUCCAUAACAGAACUUGUCUGUGGUCUCUGCAGUGAUCGCGUGUGUAUAUAAGAUCAACAACACAUGAAAUAAGCUUUGUAACGAGGGAAGGUGUGCAAACCAGGGAGCUGGGCUUGUGUGAGGAGGUGACACAUUAUCCAAUUCUACCAUGCUUUGUAACCUGGUGGGAGGAAAUUGUGUUUGCAGGAUGUCAGUAUUUCUGCUGUAUAUUAUUAAUCAUUUAUGUAGGCUGAGAAAGUUUCUGGAGAGCAGGAUCUGAUAUCUACAUUUUCUAUAGCCUGUAUCAUAUCCACGUGAAGCUGAUAAGACCUGUAACUUUUUCAGAAGUUGUGUGACACAGCCUGGCUAUAAUGAGCAGCAGGGCAGAGAGGCAUGACAGUUAUAUGAAUAUUUCACAACUGUUGCAUUUGAAGCUAUGUUUUUUGUGAACUGAAGAAAGAAGACAAUUUAUUGGAAGCAAUUUUUACACAUUUUAUCAUGAAUAGAAUAGCCAGUGCAGAAAUACUACAAAAUAAAUAGCAUGAAAAUUA
Corapipo altera (White-ruffed manakin) is the source of this 3009-nucleotide messenger RNA. It is a transcript of the gene HTR1D, whose product is annotated as 5-hydroxytryptamine receptor 1D. The coding region runs from base 1170 to 2306 and encodes 378 amino acids. Lineage: Eukaryota; Metazoa; Chordata; Aves; Passeriformes; Pipridae. Gene Ontology annotation, biological process: regulation of behavior; regulation of locomotion; chemical synaptic transmission. Gene Ontology annotation, molecular function: neurotransmitter receptor activity; G protein-coupled serotonin receptor activity. Gene Ontology annotation, cellular component: plasma membrane; dendrite. The transcript has 2 exons. The record is from RefSeq and is a predicted model, not a curated record.